Messenger RNA from Aspergillus ibericus CBS 121593, 1811 nucleotides. Its product is annotated as putative DNA 3'-phosphatase Tpp1. Bases 324 to 1811 code for a protein of 495 amino acids. NCBI's taxonomy places the organism in Eukaryota, Fungi, Ascomycota, Eurotiomycetes, Eurotiales, Aspergillaceae. Gene Ontology annotation, molecular function: double-stranded DNA binding; polynucleotide 3'-phosphatase activity; ATP-dependent polydeoxyribonucleotide 5'-hydroxyl-kinase activity. Gene Ontology annotation, biological process: DNA repair. The transcript is spliced from 9 exons. The record is from RefSeq and is a predicted model, not a curated record.
CUUCGCGAGCAGCUCAAGUCAGCCGUUCGUCUGGAACAGGCCGACCGACUGUCUCUUGACACCCGAGCGAAGUAAUGAUGCAACAUUGCACUUCUCUUUAGCAUUGCUAUAUACCCCGGAGCAUAUGGCUCUCAGUAGAUGAUCAUUUCGAAAUCCCAAAUAUGUUUCAAGGAGCCUAUUAUAAAAGAAACUAGUAGUUCUUAUCUGAGAAGCAAGCCAGAGCUCAAAAAUGGUAUAGCUGGAUCCUGAUGCUGCAGUUCUCUAUUCUAUCCACCAUGAGCGACAAAACGCCCAUUUAAGCAUGUGACUUCGCGAAGGUCGAGAUGCGCGUCGGCGCGUCGACUUCCGCUCUCGAAUCCCGAGUCACCCUGGCCACUCCAUCGCAGCAAAUUCCCUUUCCAAGCUACUUUCGAGGCAAUCGGCACCCCGCGGGUACCUGCAAAAUUUUCUCCAGACUCCAGUAUCUCAGGAUGGCCGGCGCCGGGGGCACGAAACGCACGGCGUCCCCCACUAGGCCUAUAUCGCCGCCCCCACUCAAGAGGAAGAUCGAGUCUACUGUCACUAAAAAGGCUCUCUCCUCCUUCUUUACUCCGGUGUCUCAGAAGAAGCCCGAACAGAUCACCUGGCGGGUUAUCAACAACAGUGCUGUCAUUGGCAAGUAUAUUUCAGAAUCGGGUCACAAACAAAGCACAGAGAAGCCCAGGAUUGCUGCAUUUGACCUGGAUUCGACGCUCGUCUCGACAGCCUCCGGAAAUACAUUCCCUAGGAACUCUUCCGACUGGAAGUGGUGGCAUGCUACGGUGCCAUCGAAGCUCAAGGAGUUGAACGAGAAUGGGUAUGUAUUGAUGGAAUCCCAUCUUUGCAGCUACUACGUGGUGGUCGUCACGAAUCAGAAGAAGAUCAGUCUCAAAAAAGACCUCAAAGGGGGCUCAAGUGACUCAAAGAGCCUUACCAACUUCAAGGAGAGAGUGAUGGCCGUCAUGAAGCAACUUGACAUCCCUUUGAGUGUCUACGCGGCCACAGAAGACGAUGAAUACAGGAAACCGAGAACAGGAUUAUGGGAUGAAAUGCUAGACGACUACGAUUUUGAUGUGGCAGGAGUCAAUCUGUCUGAGUCCAUAUUCGUUGGGGACGCCGCUGGACGACCGAACGACCAUUCCCAUGUAGACCGUGGAUUUGCUAUUAACAUCAAAGUACCAUUCAAGACACCCGAGGAAUUCUUUCUCAACGCUGACCCAGAGCCACUCGUGGAACCGUUCGACCCGAGUCUAUACCUGCAAGCAGAGUCUAGCGACGAUGUGGCUCCGCCCUUCUCCCGCCAGAGCCCUCUUGAGCUGGUGAUAUUCUGCGGCAGUCCUGGAGCCGGCAAGUCAUCGUUCUACUGGGACUACCUGGAACCGCUGGACUACGAGCGAGUCAACCAGGACCUUCUCAAGACGCGCCCUAAAUGCAUCAAAGUGGCCAAGGAACACCUUGCAGCCGGAAGAUCCGUGGUUGUCGACAACACCAACGCGGACCCCGAAACCAGAGCUCACUGGGUCGAAGUCGCAACGGAAUUCCACGUCCCGAUCCGCUGUGUCUACUUCAGUGCUUCCCCGUCCCUCUGCCGGCAUAAUAAUGCGGUCCGUGCCGCAAACAAAACCCUGAACCCCGAAUCCAGAACCCUCCUUCCUGGAAUCGCAUUCGGGGAUUUCCUGCGCCGGUUCAAGGAGCCCUCCAUAGACGAAGGCUUCAAGGAUAUCAUCCGAGUCGACUUCCAGUUCCGCGGAGACCAGGACGCCAAACGACUGUGGGGACAGUACUGGGUAUGA